Messenger RNA from Balearica regulorum gibbericeps (East African grey crowned-crane), 594 nucleotides. Lineage: Eukaryota; Metazoa; Chordata; Aves; Gruiformes; Gruidae. The record is from RefSeq and is a predicted model, not a curated record.
AUGACUGCUAUUAGGAGAAAGCUAACUGUAGUCGGAGAUGACCGCUGUGGUAAGACAUGCUUCCUCUUUGCUUUGCGUCACGAACAGCUUCCCAAGUCCUAUGAGCCAACCCUGUUUGAUGCUUACACCACUGACACAGAGGUAGACGGGAAGGAGAUGAAACUAAUUCUCUUUGAUGUGGCAGGGAAGAAUGAAUUCAGUUACCAAAAUCUCCGCUCAGUGUUCUACAAGGACACUGACGUUAUUUUAAUGUGCUUCUCCGUGGACAGACCUGACUCACAGCAAAACAUCCUUGAUUUUUGGGUUCCAGAAAUUGAACUCUUCUGCCCCAGAGUACCUAUUAUUCUGGUGGCUACCAAGAUAGAACUAAGGAGUGAUGAAGGCACGAAGAAGCAGCUAACUACUCCAGGCAAAGAGCCAAUUAACACUACAGAAGGAAAAGCUUUAGCUGCCAGCAUUGGGGCACAUGCUUACCUGGAGUGUUCUGCCAAGACAAAAGAAGGUGUUGAUACAGCCCUGGAGAUUAUUAGCCAAUGUGCAUUAAAUGAGAAAAGAAGGAGAAAGACGUACUACAGGUGCUGCCGAAUUUUGUAA